UAGGAUAUUUUGUUAAUUAAAUUAAUAUAAAUCUUAUGAAUAUCACAUUAGAUGGUAUAUUAUAGAAUGUACCUUUUCUUGUUUAUAUUGUCAUGAGUUGACAGUUAACGCUGAGGUUAUGUAGCAAAGGGUUCCUCCCUUUAUUAUUUGUUUUUUAAAUAUAAAUAAACGAUACUUUGAUUUUGUGUAAUGCCUUAAAGUUAUAUUAAAUCUUCUUAAAAGGUUGUUUUAAUACUGAAGAAAAGAAGAUGACAAGACAACCAGGUCAAAGCGAGCGAAAGCUCGCUGAAAAACUAAUUAUCUUGAAUGAUCGAGGAGUUGGAAUGCUUACUAGAAUCUAUAAUAUCAAAAAGGCAUGUGGAGAUGCAAAAUCCAAGCCAGGUUUCUUGUCUGACAAAAAUCUUGAGUCAUCAAUUAAAAACAUAGUUCGUCGGUUCCCAAAUAUAGAUAGCAAGAGCUUACAACCUCUUUAUGCAAUUAGGAAUGAUAUUAUUAAAAGUUUGUCCCUUUAUUAUUAUACAUUUGUUGACCUAUUAGACUUCAAAGACAAUGUUUGUGAACUUUUGACAAGUAUGGAUGCUUGGCAGGUACAUUUGGAUAUAUCAGUGAAUUUUGAGUUAACAAAGAACUACCUGGAUUUGGUAGUCACCUAUGUUUCAUUAAUGAUAUUAUUAUCAAGAGUCGAAGAUAGAAAAGCUGUACUGGGUUUAUUUAAUGCUGCCCACGAAAUGGUGCAUUCUCAAAGUGAUUCAAGCUUUCCAAGGCUUGGCAAUAUGAUCAUUGAUUAUGAUGUGCCAAUUAAAAAACUUUCUGAAGAGUUUUUGCCCCAUGCCAAACUCCUUCUAAAUGCAUUGCAUUCUCUACUGCCAGUAUUUCCUGUCCGGAAUGUCUCAGCAGAUCAGUGGAGAUCUGAAUUGAAACUGAGUCUUGUUGGAAACCCUGGUCAGCUCCUAAAACCAGUCACUUCUGAACGUGUAUCCUGUGAAUACCUUUCUUUAGAAUCCAUGGAACGUUGGAUCAUUUUUGGCUUCUUAUUAUGUCAUCAAGGUUUACAGCAAGAUCAUCUCAACAAAAUGUGGGUGAGUGCUUUGGAGUCAUCAUGGGUCAUCCCACUAUUCCGGGACGAGGUUGUACACAUACACAGCUAUAUUCAAUCAUACUUCGAGUCCUUAAAAGGUUAUAGCAAAAGGGUUUCUGAAGUUAAAGACUGCUACAGUCAAGCAGUUCAAAAAGCCAGCUAUAAACAUAGAGAACGACGAAAGUUUCUUAGAACAUCUCUUAAAGAAUUAGGUUUAAUAUUGACUGAUCAACCUGGACUUUUAGGACCAAAAGCUUUGAUGGUUUUUAUUGGUCUCUGUUUGGCAAGAGACGAAGUACAUUGGUUAUUAAGACAUAAUGAUAAUCCUCCCCAACAGAAAAGUAAGGGAAAAUCUUCUGAAGAUCUUGUGGACAGGCAAUUGCCAGAAUUGCUGUUUCACAUGGAAGAAUUACGCGUUUUAGUACGAAAAUAUAGUCAAGUUAUGCAGAGGUAUUUUGUGCAGUACCUGUCUGGUUUUGAUGCUAUUGCUUUGAAGCAUAUGAUGCAAAAUUUACAAGUGUGUCCUGAAGAAGAAGGUAUAAUCCUUUCUUCAUUGUGCAAUACUAUUUCCAAUUUAUCUGUAAAGCAGGUGGAGGAUAACGAAGUCUUCGAUUUCCUGGCAUUUCGGCUUGAUUGGUUUAGACUGCAAGCAUACAUGUCAACUGCAAAAUCCCCAAUGCCCAUAAUAGAUAAUCGGGACUUGGCUUCCUUUCUGGACGCCGUUCAAUUCCACACAAGGAUGGUAGACCAUUUGGACGACAUUAUCACCGAAACGUCGGACCUGUCCAUCUUCUGCUUUUACAGCAAAAUCUUUGAAGACCAAUUCCACAUGUGCUUGGAAUUUCCAGCACAAAAUAGAUACAUAACAGCAUUCCCAUCGAUUUGCAGUCAUUUCCAAAACUGUACUCACGAAUUAUGUCCUGAGGAGCGUCACCAUAUUCGUGAAAGAAGUCUUUCAGUGGUCAACAUGUUCCUUGACGAGAUGGCUAAAGAAGCAAAAAAUAUUAUUACGGCCAUUUGCGAUGAACAGUGCAAACUGAGCGACAAACUUUUGCCUAAACAUUGCGUUGCUAUUAUAGCACAACAAAUGAAUAGGAAGAAGAAAGAUAAGAACAAGAAAAACGCCGUUGAAAUAGAAAAGCCUGGCAAAGAGAGCUACAGAAAGACUCGAGAGAAUCUGACGACCAUGGACAAACUACAUAUGGCGUUGACUGAACUCUGCUAUGCCUUGAAUUAUUUUUCAACCAUCAACGUUUGGGAAUAUACUUUUGCUCCUCGUGAGUAUCUAUAUCAACAUUUAGAGAACCGAUUUGCAAGAGCAUUGGUAGGCAUGGUCAUGUACAAUCCAGACACCAACGAAAUAGCAAAACCCUCAGAACUAUUAGUCAGCGUUCGAGCUUACAUGAACGUUCUGCAAACUGUUGAAAACUACGUCCAUAUCGACAUAACUCGAGUGUUCAACAACUGCCUCCUACAGCAAACCCAAGCUUUAGACAGCCACGGAGAGAAAACCAUCGCGGCUCAUUACACCCAAUGGUACUCAGAAGUUUUGCUGAGACGUGUCAGUGCUGGUAAUAUUUGUUUUUCAAUGAACCAACGUUCUUUCGUUAGUCUGACAGCCGAAGGGACACUUCCAUUUAAUCCUGAAGAAUUUUCGGAUAUAAACGAGCUUCGGGCAUUAGCUGAAUUAAUCGGACCCUAUGGGAUGAAGUUACUCAACGAAACUUUGAUGUGGCACAUCGCCAGCCAGGUUCAAGAACUCAAAAAGUUAACCGAAGCGAAUAAAGAAGUGCUGGUGUCGUUACGAACGAAUUUCGACAAACCGGAUAUAAUGAAAGAACAAUUUAAAAAAUUAUCGAAUGUCGAGAACGUUUUACAACGAAUGACAAUAAUUGGAGUCAUACUAAGCUUUCGAAAUUUAGCACAAUCCUGUUUGACUGACGUCCUGGAGGAGAGAAUUCCUUUCCUUUUAAGCUCGAUCCUAGAUUUUCGUCACCAUUUGCCUAGUGGGGAUCCUAUGAAAGUAGUAAGCGAGAUGACAUCUGGUGCUGGUUUGCCAUGUAAAGUCGAUCCAACAUUAACGAGCGCCCUAAAACUCCAAAAACCAGAAAUAGACGCAGAGGAGCAUUUACUUGUAUGUCUUUUGAUGGUCUUUGUGGCAGUGUCGAUUCCUAAACUCGCAAAAUCGGAGCUUUCGUUCUACAGAGCUUCUUUAGAAGGACAUUCCAAUAAUAUUCAUUGUAUGGCACUUGCUAUUAAUAACGUUUUUGGAGCUUUAUUCACGAUUUGUGCUCAAGGAGACAUUGAGGACCGUAUGAAAGAGUUUUUAGCUUUGGCAUCGUCUAGUUUACUUAGACUUGGUCAGGAGGCUGAUAAGGAUAUAAUUAAGAAUCGAGAAUCAGUCUAUUUACUGUUAGAUUUGAUCGUUCAGGAAUCUCCUUUCCUUACCAUGGAUUUACUGGAAUCUUGCUUUCCUUAUGCUCUAAUACGGAAUGCUUAUCAUGCUGUAUACAAACAGGAACAAGCAAUGAUAUAAAAUUGUUUGAAACACUGAAAUAGAUAUGUAUUUGUAUU
Molecule: messenger RNA, 3652 nt
Organism: Agrilus planipennis (emerald ash borer)
Lineage: Eukaryota; Metazoa; Arthropoda; Insecta; Coleoptera; Buprestidae
Gene: Hem
Product: membrane-associated protein Hem
Exons: 5
Coding region: 249-3614 (1121 amino acids)
Biological process (GO): cell migration; cell projection assembly; cell morphogenesis
Cellular component (GO): SCAR complex
Source: RefSeq, a predicted model, not a curated record